Messenger RNA from Drosophila sechellia, 3796 nucleotides. RefSeq names its product capricious (gene caps). Gene Ontology annotation, cellular component: plasma membrane. The record is from RefSeq and is a predicted model, not a curated record. NCBI's taxonomy places the organism in Eukaryota, Metazoa, Arthropoda, Insecta, Diptera, Drosophilidae. The transcript is spliced from 4 exons. Gene Ontology annotation, molecular function: protein binding.
AACGUUGUGUUUGGGCCAACAUUUUUGUUUUGACAACAGUGCGUGCUAACAAACCAGCCCAGAAUUGCCAAAAUUAUCGCGAUUAUACCGGCAGAACGUCAGUGGGGCAGCGAGUGAUUGGAUACACAUGUGUUAGCGGGCGGCCCUCCAUCAACAAUAUGUUUGACAACAAGUUCCGGCAUUGGAAUUGAAUUUAAUAAAAUAAAUUAAGCCACCAGGCAGUCGGAGUGGGUCAAAAGCACACAGUUUGAAUUGUUAAUGAGCGGCGGCAAAAAGUGUUAAAUGCUGAUGACGCUGCGCCUCUGCAGACGCCGCAGUCGCUGCUGAUUCAACGGUGCUGAAAAGUCAAUUAAAGGCGAAUGCCGGAGUCUGGACUGGAAAGCCAUUGGCGAACUUGGCCAGAACGUAGUUAACGUAGAAAAGGAGAGCGGCACAAACGAAGCGACGACGAGUGCAAAGAGCCAAAAGACAGUGAGCGUGUAAUGAGCAGACGACGGGCAAUUACCAUGUCGUUGGCUCCCCAUCUUGGCCAGGCUUUUAGCCUCUGCCUGUGCCUGGUUUUGGCCACAUUGCCAGUGGCCCUGGGAUUGGCCAACUGCCCGAAUGGCUGCGAGUGCGACGACGACACCCUGAUGGUCAAUUGCGGCGAGGGAACGCUGGACGUCCUGCCCAUAGCCCUGAAUCCCGCCAUCCAGCGUCUGGUGAUCAAGAAUAACAAACUAAAGACCAUCGACUCAUCCAUGCAGUUCUAUGCCCAGCUCACUUUCCUCGAUCUGUCAUUCAAUGACAUGCUCACCAUACCGGAACGUUCGUUUGCGUAUCACGCAAAAUUGCAGGAGCUGCAUCUGGACCACAAUAAGAUUGGCCAGGUGUCGAACAAGACCUUCCUGGGACUGUCCACCAUCAGUGUUUUAAAUCUGAGAGGCAACUUGAUUGCCGAACUGGAGUACCGCACUUUUUCGCCCAUGGUCAAGCUCGCUGAGCUUAAUCUCGGCCAGAACCGCAUCAGCCACAUCGAUCCACAUGCCCUGGAUGGCUUGGACAACUUGAGGGUGCUCUAUCUGGAUGAUAAUACACUGACCACAGUGCCGGGGGAACUAACCUUCCAGGCACUCCACUCCCUGGCUGAACUAUACUUGGGCACCAAUUCCUUUAUGACGAUUCCCGGAGGAGCUUUCCAGGAUCUCAAAGGUCUAACCCGAUUGGAUCUGCGCGGAGCUGGCUUGCUCAACAUCUCGGGAGAUGCUCUCAAGGGUCUGGAGUCCCUUCGCUUUUUGGAUCUGUCAGAUAAUCGCCUUCCUGCGAUACCCACAGCAGCCUUUCAGCGAUUGGGACGCCUGGAACAGCUAAACAUUGGCCAGAAUGACUUUGAGGUGAUCUCCUCGGGCGCCUUUUCGGGUCUCCGUGAGCUAAGGCACUUGGAACUGACAGGUGCCCAGCGACUGAGACGCGUGGAGAGCGGUGCCUUCAGUGGAAACACAAACCUGGAGCACCUUAACCUCUCCAGUAACAAGCAGUUGAACGAAUUAUCCUCCAUCGCCUUGGGUGGCUUGCCCCAUCUGAGCACAGUGGUGUUGAAGGCCAAUCAGUUGAGCAGCCUGGAUGAAGGUCUAGUGCCCUGGGCUGAUCUGCAAACCCUUGAUCUCUCGGAAAAUCCAUUUGAAUGUGACUGCCGACUUCUGUGGCUGCGUCAUUUGCUGGUCAGCAGGAAUGCCAGUGGUCAGUAUGCGCCCGUCAUCUGUGCCUAUCCAACGGCUCUGAGGGACUUGCCACUAGCCCAUUUGGCAGAACCACUUUUAGGCUGUGCCCAUGGAGCAGCCAGUAAGCAGGCGAUCAUAGGGAUCCUGGUGGUGGCUUGUGCCGCACUGAUAACCACUUUGGCCCUGGUUCUCUACACCUGCCGUCACAGGAUUCGGGAGAUGCUAAAAGGUCAUUCGGCGUUGGGGCGUAAGGAGCGCGAAUAUCAGAAGACCUUUUCCGAUGAGGAGUACAUGUCGCGACCACCUCCCGGUGGCGGUGGAGUUCAUCCUGGGGGCUACCCCUACUUCGCUGGCAGCAGCCGGCCGAUACCGGUCACCGAGCUUUAGCUAGAAGCACCACCCCCGCCUCAGCUGCGGGGUCGGGGUGGUGGUGGUGGCGCCAGCACCGCCAGCGGCGCCGUGCAGCAGCUCCAGGUGCCCAGUGCCGUGGACCAAGCCUCCAACUCCUUCGCCCAGCUCAGCCACAUUCACUACAUGACUAACAAUGGCCAACAGCAACAGGCGCAGCAACAAUCGACCUCGAAGAUGCACCACUCGCAGCAGGACAUGCGUUUGUUGGCCUGCAACGGUGGGAAGCCACUGAAUGCUACCUCGCUGCCGCGCCACCGACCACCGGUGGUGCAGGAGAGCACCCUGUCACACUAUAGCCAGCCGCUUGCCAACGGUAUUCGUCUCACCCAGGACCACUUUAACCACAACCAGAACCAGAGCCACAAUCAGCACUACGGAGGAGUUUAUGCCAAGCCGUGUGAUGCGAUGUCUGAACCGGGAUAUAUCCACAACAAUUCGCAUUACUCGCUGCCAUUAGAUCACGAUUUGCCACCCAGUCCCACGCCCACACCACCACCCCCCGCCCUGCCGCUGAGGAAUGGAGUGGGCAUGGCCCUGAUCCAUGGCAACACCACUGGGCGCAGAUCCUUCAACAACAAUAACAAUGUGUCUACACUGUCCAACAACAAUCAUCAUGGCAUUGGCGGCGGAGUGGGCGUGGCAGUCGGCGGCACUGUGGGCAACAACAACGGGAGUCUGAGGCGGUACCACUGAUAUCCGGCCAAGACGUGCGGCACUUUGGGCCGCACCAUCAUCAAAACCAGGCCGGAUCCGGAUAUCGAGCUGCAUUACUUCUACAAGGGUUAAAGAGGAAACUUGAAAAGCAAGGGAAUCGAUCUAAUUUAAUCGGGUUUGCUUUGGUUCUCACUUUUGGAGAGAGUUUUGGGAAGUAUGAUAUAUAUGCACUUUGAUUUAUUUUCUUCAAAAGUGAAAGUCGCAGUAAAUCUGUAUAAUCAUACUCUAGUUGUAUAUUCCUAUGUUACGUGUAUUCGAGCGAAAGCAUUUUGUAUAAAUUAGUAUUUAGUUCGAGAGGUUGUCGACCAGGAAAAGCGCAGGAAAAUCGCAGGUGUAUAUAAGAAAAUCUUGCGCACAAUUUGGCGGACGGUGUGGAUUGGGCAAAAAUAAAAUCUAUUUUACAUUUACCAUCCUGCUGAUCGGCCAUUUAAUUUGCAUACAGUGAUCUUAAUAUUUAGGUUAUGUUAAAAGCAGUUCAAUCAUUGUAAAUAAUUAAAAGCUUUUUUAUAAAUACUUAAAAAGAAAAUAAAUUCAAUUUCUAAACAAAAAAAUAAGCAAGCAAUUAAUUUACUUUAUAAUAUAACAAAUAAGCUACGCGCUUAAGCACCAGUCAUUAAAACUAUGUAUGUAUUUAGCCUAAAGCUAUCACAAAAUAUUCCAAAAAACAGUGAAAGAGCCUAAAAAUAAAAAUGGAAAUAAAUAUGCCGAAACUAAAAAGAAUACAACAGAUUUUUAUAGUUAAUAGACUCAGUAAAGAAUAAACUACUCAUCGGAAUAUAAACAAAGAAGAUGUUUACACAAUGUAAAAUGAAAAUAGCAUAACUAUUGAAAACUCAGAAAUAUUCAUGUAGACUCCACGCCGCAUUCACAAAUAUGAAUAAGCAAUUAUGCAACAUACAAAAAUACAAAGUAAAUCUAUAUAUACGAAUUAUGCGUGUAAAUAAAAAGUAACUGUGCUCGAAAAAAACAUA